Lolium perenne is the source of this 2381-nucleotide messenger RNA. Its product is annotated as putative F-box/FBD/LRR-repeat protein At3g49030. NCBI's taxonomy places the organism in Eukaryota, Viridiplantae, Streptophyta, Magnoliopsida, Poales, Poaceae. The record is from RefSeq and is a predicted model, not a curated record. Gene Ontology annotation, molecular function: protein binding.
UUUAGAAGAGCCGUUUCGGCUUGCAAGAGACCAGUACCCCCACCCACCGCGACGGUAGCCAGAUUUUAUUUGCUUUUCCAAACGGGCGGCGCAAGGCUAGGAUAGAUCUUGCCGAGGAUCACUCAUCUUCUUGCCUCCGGCCGGCCCCCGCCGUUGGCACCGAUUGUUCCUCUUCUAAUUGCAACCACAUAGAGAAAGAUUUGGAUCCAUUCUUCCUCCUGCAGAUCCGAUAUCUCGAGCAGUCAACCCCUCCCACCUUCUCCACUCUGGUGCAUGUGCAUCUCAGUGAUUACAGGAUUCAACCUGGACUUGCUGAAGAUGAGCCAUCUGAAUCAUGCACAAUAAUUUCCAAAUUGGGGUUCGGUGAGUAUAAGAUUCUUCUGUGGUCCGUGUUCUACAUGGUUUUCGUGGUGGAGGAGGAUUCCGGAUUCCAGACGGUUUGACAAGGCUUCCUCCUCUUCACGAUAAGUAGCGAUGCCUGCCUUCUUAUUAGAUUCUUAAUAUAGAACAAUCGGUCCUAAUAAGUAUAGCUAGUAACCUACAAAGAGACCAGCCGCUUUGUUGUUCUUGAUUGAUAUAUCGAUCGUUCUCAAUAAGUAGCGAGCAGCCUACAGCAAGGCCGGCCGCAGUAUUACAUUAUUAUUAUUGAUUGACUGAUCUACAAUAGGCCAGCCGCUAUAUAGAUUAUUGAUUUUGAAUCUAUCUCAUGCUCUGUUGUGCCAAUGAUGGAGUCACCUGCUAACAUUAAUUCGUCGACUGUAAGUUUACUCUUAGUCCAAUCCCUUGUUGUUUCUAGGUUUUUGCUAAUUUCUCCAAUUCUUUGGCAACACUACUUUCACUGUUGUUUUAUUUUGCAGAGCCAAGACGAAGAAGAUAGAAUUAGUGCACUACCGACUGAUGUACUCCUCAAAAUCCUCGAACACCUUGAUUUGUGCAUGUUGGUCCGCACCAGCGUGCUCUCAACUCGAUGGAGGCACCUCCCUCAUCAGCUCCCGUGCCUUGACAUCAAUGUCACCUGCUCCCAUAGCACUGCCAGUCGCCGCCAGAUUAUGGGGCCGUACAAGUCUGCUACGAGGUUGAUUUCUCACGCCUGCAACUGCACGCGGGACCUUGUCAUUAACAGACUCCGCCUCGUGUUCUACCUUUUAGUCCCUUGGCUGUGCUCCAUUGGUUGCGCCGUCGACGACAUCGCAAGCAGCGGUAAAACCAAAUGCCUUGAGUUCGUGAUAUUCCCGAGUUGCGAUCGUCCAAGCAAGCCCCAGCUAGCAGAGUUUGGACAACAGCUUAUGUCCUUUUCCCGAACUUACCCCAUUACCUUUGAAUGGCUCACCGGACUAACACUCAACAGCCUCGCGUUCGGAGACUCUGAUAUCCCCAGCCUCAUCAACGCUAGCCAUAGGCUCGAGCGCCUAUCAUUCAGGUUCUGUAAUUUGGUCAAGUACUCUGUGCUCAAGAUUGAUGCCCCCUGCUCCCGGCUCCACACGCUUGAGUUCAUCGGCUUCCGUUGCGCACGGAUCGAGCUGAUCUCUGUCCCUGAACUGAGGCGAUUAGAAUGCCACUCUUGCCUCAAGGAGAAUCCCCCGGUGAGGUUCGGCUAUGUUCCUCAGCUUCAUGACGUGGUCCUUGCUUCUCGUGCCAAGGCUUGGCAGACGCCAGUCGCCCUGGGCGAGUUUAUGUCUGGGAUAGCUAGCAACCUGUCAAUUCUAUGUCUCAAUUUUAGCUGCCAAACGAUUUGGGUUCGGCCGGAGCAUCCAGGACAGCGCACCCCUAUAUUCAGCAACCUGAGAGAUGUAUGUUUUUAUAAUAUCUUUGUUGAGUGUGAUCUGAAUUGGACCCUAUUUAUCCUUGAAGCUGCACCUUCCCUGCAGAAAUUUCAUUUAUCUCGGCAUUCAUGUGUGAAUGGGUCCGAGGACACUGACGAGAAGACCAACGUGGUGUGGGAACCAUCGAAGAAUUUUAAGCACUCGAACUUGAAGUUGAUGGUGAUGAAUGGAUUCAAUGGGGAAAAAAAGGUGAUGGAUUAUGUAAGGCUUGUAAUGGAACGAGCUGUGGGCUUGAAGAGAAUCGAGUUGAGCAAUAAACACAUGUGUGUGAAGUGCAAUGCCCUUGAGUACCCAAGAAAGUUUCUGGUAGAUGAUGCUACAAAACAUCGGGUUAAUGAGCUGCUCACACAUGGGUUCUCCUCGGCUGUGGAGAUAAUAAUUGAUUGAUGGAUAUUAGCCAGGGAAUAAUAAUAAUCUGUGCAGAAGUAGUAUGGUGAAGGAACAAUAUCUAAUGAAGAGGUGCUCUAAUCUGCUUCGCCUGCCCUUUUGCUGUUUGCGAUGCUUCUAAUAAGGAAAAUGCUUCUCAUCGGGCGACCGAUCUCGGUCGUGCGAUCGGUC